Messenger RNA from Alexandromys fortis (reed vole), 4960 nucleotides. It is a transcript of the gene Dclre1b, whose product is annotated as DNA cross-link repair 1B. The record is from RefSeq and is a predicted model, not a curated record. Gene Ontology annotation, molecular function: 5'-3' DNA exonuclease activity; damaged DNA binding. Lineage: Eukaryota; Metazoa; Chordata; Mammalia; Rodentia; Cricetidae. Gene Ontology annotation, biological process: interstrand cross-link repair; double-strand break repair via nonhomologous end joining; telomere maintenance. Bases 333 to 1892 code for a protein of 519 amino acids. The transcript has 4 exons.
CUCGGCGCAGGCGCGCAGCUCGCCGUGCCUGGGCCGCGACCGACCAUCGGCGAUCGGCUACUUGGGUCUGUCUCCUCGCUGCCGCGCGCACUUUGUCAAAGUGUGGGCCCUGGGUUCCCUCGCGCGGGUGUGAGUGAUGCUCCCGGAGCUUCUUCCGCGUUGGGCUCUUCCACUUUGGCCGCCUUCUUUUGGCUCACUCUCGACUUCGUCCACUUCUGGGUUGCUUUUCCCUUGUCCUUGCGUCCGCAUGUCGUCGGCCGCAAUCGUGGAAGCCUCACGCGGGAGUGCUGUUUCUGCGAAGACCCCGCGGGUGGCUUUCCAACCCUGCCACCAUGAACGGGGUCGUGAUCCCCCAAACGCCCAUUGCUGUGGACUUUUGGAGCCUGCGCCGUGCUGGUACCGCGCGGCUCUUCUUCUUAUCCCACAUGCACUCCGACCACACGGUGGGCUUGUCUAGCACUUGGGCACGGCCCCUCUACUGCUCCCCAAUCACGGCCCAUCUCCUCCACCGUCACCUACAGGUAUCGAAGAAGUGGAUCCGAGCGCUGGAGGUUGGUGAGAGCCAUGUAUUGCCUCUCGACGAAAUUGGGCGAGAAACCAUGACUGUAACCCUUCUAGAUGCCAACCACUGCCCUGGUUCUGUCAUGUUUCUCUUUGAAGGAUACUUUGGAACAAUCCUCUACACAGGUGAUUUUCGAUAUACACCAUCCAUGCUGAAGGAGCCUGUCCUGAGUCUGGGGAAACAAAUUGAUACUUUAUAUCUCGACAACACCAAUUGCAAUCCAGCCCUGGUUCUUCCUACCCGACAAGAAGCUACUCGGCAGAUUGUCCAGCUCAUUCGGCAGUUCCCGCAACAUAACAUAAAGAUUGGGCUCUAUAGCCUAGGGAAAGAAUCACUGUUGGAGCAACUCGCCCUCGAGUUCCGGACCUGGGUGGUUUUGAAUCCUCGACGCCUGGAGUUGGUGCAGCUGCUGGGCCUCGCGGAUGUGUUCACGGUUGAGGAGAAAGCUGGGCGCAUCCAUGCUGUAGACCAUACGGAGAUCUGCCAUUCUGCCAUGCUUCAGUGGAACCAGACUCACCCUACCAUUGCUAUUCUUCCCACAAGCCGGCCAAUACGGAGCCCUCAUCCAUGCAUCUUCACUGUCCCUUACUCGGACCAUUCGUCUUACUCCGAGCUGCGGGCUUUCGUUGCGGCUCUGCGGCCCUGCCAGGUGGUGCCCAUUGUCCUUCAGCAGCCUUGCGGAGAGUUCUUUGAGGACAGCUUGAGUCCCAGGCUCUCUGUACCCCUGAUUCCACACUCAGUGCAGCAAUACAUGUGUUCCUCCCCUAGGAAAACAAACGUGCUCUGGCAGUUAGAAAGGAGACUGAAGAGGCCAAGAAUCCAGGGUGUUAUGUUUGAAUCCCCUGAGGAAAAAGCUGAUCAGGUGAAAGUUGACAGAGAAUCAAAGAAGCACAAGAAAGAAAACCUCUCUCCCUGGCCCGGGGACCCUGAGAAGCUCUGCCCGCACCCUCUGCAGCCCAGGAAGCAAUUGUUCCCAGACUUCUCCAGGAAAGAGUGUGAAGAGCCGGUCCUUCUUUGUGACUCCAAGAAGAUGGCGACUUUGGAAUUUUCAGUGCAAUUACAGCCUGUAGAUGAGUUUAUCUCUGCAGAAACCAGGGAGGAAAUUGGCUUAGGGUCCCCCUCGAUACCUAGGGGAGGCAAUGGCUCACCGGCUCAAGGGAACCAAAGAGGCUCUCCCCUGUCUCACAUUAGCAAAGACAUUCAUCCAGCUGCCCAGUCCAGGGCCCUGGCGCUAAAAUACCUUCUUACUCCAGUGAAUUUCUUUCGAGCCGGCUUCUCUUCUAGGAACUUUGACCAGCUAGUGGAAAAGUACCAGAAGAGUGCAUGGUAACAGUUCUGAUGGAUCACUGCGGUGUUGAACAGUGGAUGAUGGCCGGCCAGUGGCAAAAGUUGGGUGUCUUCCUUUCCAGAGUCCUGUGGCUCACUCACCCUGGAGUGACUCUUCGGAAGCUUGUGAUGGAGUCCUGGUGCCUAUGAAACCCUUAGCUUUAUAGCUGAUAAUUAUUAUUUAUAUUAGUUUUAUUAUAUUUAACAUCUUCAUUAUAAAAUAUCCAGUGUUCAUAAGCACAUUGAAAGUUCUUAGUCCCAUAGCUACUUAAUCUGUUCAACUUGGUUUAACCCAGUUUUUCUUAAACUUUUAUCAACAUGCAGGGUUUUUUGUUUGUUUGUUUGUUUUUGUUUUUUAGUGGAAAAGGUAGAAUCUGAAUCAAAAAUGAACCAGGUUUGUCCCAUGUGUCAUAUUCCUCGAGUCCCCUUCAUUCUAUUCCUAGAUAAAAAGUCCUUAGGUUAUUCAUUUUCAAAUUGUAAACCAUGGUGCUGGAGAAUAAAGUGGUAGCUUGGGCAGCAUGUUCUAAUUCUGAGUGUCACGGACUUGCUGUGGCCCUAUCCAGGUAACUUCCUGUCUGUGCCUCAGGGAGGGAACAGGAAACCAUGAAGGGGUCUUGAAAUUGUUGAGAAAACAACACCUUCCUCUUUCAUGAAGGCCGUUAGUAACUGUCACGAGAAAUCUACCUGGAACAGAGCCAUUUGGGGGUUAGGAACCUGGACCAGAAUAAACUUGACAUUAAGGCUUAGAAUAUGUCCGAGCUACUGGAUACCUGGAGACACUACUUUGUUAAAGUUAUAAAAGAUAAAUAUGCUGGCAGAUAUUCCUCUGAUUGUUCACAUAGCUGGGAUCCCACCACCACCAGCAGUCUGAGUGAGGAAGCCAGAGUGCAGAGCUUGUUUGUUUUAGUAUCCAGGGGAGAGACCAAGGAGCCCGCUGGCUGGAAUGGGUCAGAGUGUGCAGUUUACCCUGUCCCCGCCCGUAACCUAACAAAAUGCCAAGUCUGUAAGCAAGGCAGCCUAUAGCACAGCCCCGAGGAAUGUGCUCAGGGAGGGCGCAGGCGAGGAACUGGGCAUAGGAGUAAAAGCAGCUUCAGCAUGGACCCUUGAGCCUUAGCAAUGAAGACGGCGGUCUCUUAGCCUUGGGAAGGAGGAGGCAGCUUUGCUACUUUGGGAAGGAGAAGUGAAAUUUAGAGAGCAAAGUAAGGCUUUGCUCGUGAACACACUGUAACGUGCCCUUCUUGUCAGUGACCUUCUUAUAACCUCUAAGGGCCCCACAGGAGCUGCAGCAGGUGAGGUAUGUGGUACAGCAGGAAACCUGGACGUCGUCUGGGCUGGAAUCCAGGGCACCUGGCAAAUCAUUUAAAUAGAGGAGCCUCACUCAACAUAAAGUGGGGGCUGCGAUGCCUAUCUCCCAUGAUUGCUAUGUAGAUUAGAUUAUUGGUGAAAUUCCCUAGCUCUGUCUCUGGGACAUGCAGUAUGUCAGAUACUGGUCUUUGUAGCUAAAGGUACAGCACUGGUAAGAUGUGUGUUUAGCAAGCUAAAAUCCUGGGUUCUAUCCUGAGUGCCACCAAUAAUAAUAACAAUAAUAAUGUAACAAAGUCUUGAUUCUCUUUAGUCUUCAAAACAAUUCUCUGCUAGUUCCAGUACAGGCGCCAAAGUUACCAAGAAACCCCGUUCAAACAAACAAACAAAAAACCCUCUUAAAAAUCCAAAGUAAGCCGGGUGGUGGUGGUGUAUGCCUUUAAUCACAGAAGAAGCAGGUGGAUCUCUUGAACCACCCCUCCCCCCCCCAAAAAAAAACAAAAUAAACUGUCUUCCAUGUAAACUGAUGAGUCCUUUUCUGGUCUUUCUGAGGAUUUAAAUAUGUUAAAUGUAUGCAUUUCUGAAUUAAGAUAAUUCACACGUGUGUGCCUGCACACACACAUUGUUUUUUUUUAAAUGUAAAGGGUGUUGGAGAGAUGGUCCAAUGGUUAAGAGCUCUCACUGUGCUCCUGAGAACCUAGAUUCAGUCCCCAGCACUCACAUAGGGUGGGUCAUAACCACCUGAAGUAACUUAGGUUCCGGGGGAGUUUGAUGCUCUCUGACCUCCAUAAACAACUGCACAUAAACUCGUGCAGCCUUACACAAUACACAAAUAAAAAUAAUUUUUAAAAAGACUUUAAAGGGUCCAGUGAGAUGACUCAUUGGGUAAAGGCACUUGCCACACAAACUGGUGAACUGGGUUCAACCCCCAGAACCCACAUAAAAGUGGAAAAGGAGAAUUGAGCCUGUAAAGUUAUCCUCCAGCUGACUGGCAUGCAUGCCCAUACACAAACAAUAGUUAAGGGCGGGGUGGGGAACUGAGUACAAUACUGUGUAUAGUUUUAAAUGCUGUGCUUUUCUUAAAUGGGAGUCAAAAUGCCAAUAUAAAAAGCGUAUUUUGCUGGGCGAUGGUGGUGCAUGCCUUUAAUUGCCGCACUCGGGAGGCAAAGGCAGGUGGAUCCCUUCGAGUUCGAGGUCAGCUUGGUCUACAAGAGCUAGUUCAAGGACAGACUCCAAAAGCUGCAGAGAAACCCUGUCUCGGAAAACCAAAAAAAAAAAAAAAAACCUAUUUUAAUAGGGUCAUGUCAUGUGAUAUGUUAAUAAACCAUUUUCAACCUAAAUUAUUAGAAAUUAUAACAAAUUAUUCAAUAUUUGCAUACUUUUGAAAAAAUCUUUAGAUAAUUUAUUUUCUGUGUAAGUGUUUUGUUUUGUAAAUGUUACGUGGACUGCAUGCAUGCCUGGUGCCCGUGGAAGUCAGGCUAGAGUGCUGAAUUCCUGGAAUUGGAUUUAUGGAUGGUUAUGGGUUACCAUAUGGGUGCUGGAAACUGGACACGGGGGUCCUCUCCAAGAGCAACAAAUGUUAACUGCUGAGCCAUUUCUCCAGCACCUUUACACUGUUCUUAAUUAGGAAUAUGAACUUUUCUCCUGGUAGUGCUGGGGAUCAAACUCGGGGCAUUGAACAUGCUAGGCAGAUGCUCUGCCAGGGAGCCACAUUUCCAGCCCUCAAGGAACAUACUUGUGUGUGCAUCUAUCUUGGCAUGUUAAUUUAUA